GUCGCCUUGGGUGUUAAGAGUUCAUAUUGUAUUACUCUGCCAGCAUGAAUUAGUCUCGCUCUUUACAUUAAGUCUCUCAACAUGGAUCCCCUCACGAUAACCACGACAGUGAUCAAAGUCUCGUCAGCAUGCCUAUCAACCGCAAAGAUGCUGUACGAGGUUCGUGCAAAGUACAAGGAUGCUCCCAUGUACAUUGUUUCGAUAACUUCAGAGACCACCGUGAUCAGUGCAUCGUUAUCGAGCGUCCAGAGCCUACUUCUCCGCGAACCUGAUCUUCCUAAUCUCCUUGCAUCGAGACCAGAACUCAUCGCGGCGCUAGAUGCUGCUUUGACAGGAUGUAUGGUGUUAUUCAGUUGUCUAGAUGAUGAAAUGAGCCACAUAACCGCAUCUUCACAACCUGGAGCCAUAUCGUGGAGGAGCAAGGCGCGAAUGGUCUGGAAUAGAGAUAAGUUAAGAGAGCUACUUGAAGCCUUGCGCGGAUUGCAGAUGUCGAUGAAUAUGCUCAUACAGCUUCUACAAGUAGACUCGCUUGCGGAGAUCAAGAAGAUAGUCGAAGAAGGCAGACCUGCAUUUGCAGAUACCAUCCAGAGAACGCAAUCUCUUCGCUCCUCGUAUCCGCAAAUUGGCGUUCCUGAGUCGGUAUACUCCCGAGACGAUCGAGAGGGCGGCGGUGAAGUUGAGGAGUAUGCAGCCAGCAUUUGGUCCGAUCGACAGUUCGACUUCGACGAUCUUAUAGUGAACAGUAAGGCCUAUCGUCGCGCACUUGCAGCUGCGAGAGCGGGCAAAGAACCCGUAGAUGGAACCAGCGGUCAGACGAACGAGCAAGCCGUGUUCGGGGGUGAUCUGAUUGAUUUCUCGGACGCUGCUACCAUAACUCAGAAGACAGUCGACCAAUCCUCGAUACACGGCGCCACUAGAGAGCUUGCUGGCUUGACCCUCUCAGGCGAACUUCCGGCAGACUUAACUCCGCAAGUUCUCAUCCAGUCCAUCAACGAACAUACACUUUCGACUCGAUCUUCAAUAGAUCCAAACACAGAAACCUUUUCACCUGGAAUCCGGCCUACACCAGCAAAUGUAGGGCACAAGUCGCCCGAAGCGUCUCCAGCUGCAACCCCGAAUAUAGAGGGUGAUGUGAUGGGCGCACCUCACCAAUCUAGACCAGCACUCGGUCAUACAACAACUCCUCGCCAAGUCAAACUAAAGCAUCAGAAGAGCUACCAAAAGACAGGAACUGGAUUCGAUGCUGUACUGCCACAGCAAGGAGGGCAGCAACCGUCUGGUAGUAAAUCUACUAUUUUUCAGAAAAAGAAACAAUGGACCGGCGGCCCUCGAACAUGUGACAAGUGCACACAAAAUCUAACUGGUCAAUUCGUGCGCGCUUUAGGCGGCAUGUAUCAUCUUGACUGCUUCACAUGCAUUGACUGCGGCAUCAUCGUGGCCAACAAAUUCUUUCCUCUUCCCAUCGAAGAAGGACCCGACCAAGCCCUCUGCGAAACUGACUACUUCCGCCGCCUUGAUCUCCUCUGCUUUACCUGCGGUGGCGCUCUCCGGGGAUACUAUGUCACAGCACUUGGACGCAAGUACCACACUGAACACUUCACAUGCGCGCUCUGCUCAAAAGACUUGCAAGAUGAAGGGGGCUGCUACUACGAACACGAUGGCAACCUUUACUGUCAUUACGAUUACAGCACUAGGUUUGCACAAUGCUGUUCAGGAUGCCAGACCGCCAUCCUCAAACAAUUCGUUGAAAUUUUCAGGAACGGUCAGAAUCAGUCCUGGCACCCUGAAUGUUACAUGAUACAAAAGCACUGGAAUGCGCGGCUUGGGACGUAUCGCCCAGUGACGAAAAGCGACUAUCCACGGGGAAGCGAGGUUGACGAUGUUACCCGGGAUCUCGUACGAAGAAAAUUGGAAGAAGCGGAAGAGAGAGUCGCAAAAAUAUGGAGUGUUCUUUCGGGUUUCGAGGAGUAUACUACCACAAUGAUAUCAGACCUCUUGCUCCACGUUUCGAAUGGGGAUGCUCUUCUCGCCGCGCCCCCAAUGGCCAGAUUCAUCGACAGCAUAAGCGGAUACAUCGAAUGUUUGUUAGCCGUAGAUAUCGUCAGGACGUCAAGGGGGCUUGAGAGGCUUAUGAUAUCGCGCGAGUUCAAGUUACUCUGCAAAAAGUUUGUGACGAUUCUCCAAGUCAUGACCACCACCUCGGGACAUAAGCUUGGCGUCACACAAGAGCUUUUAUCUCUUCUUACGGGUUUGGCGCAUUAUACUAAGCUCCUCAUCAGAAUUGGCUUACAAGGCGCACUUCAGUCAUCUGCUCUUGAUAUUUUCCUCGAUCGUGUCCCCACAAAAGGACAACGACAGCCUUUUUCAAAUGCAGAAGAGAUAAAGAGACUGCUGAAACUAGCACAGAACUCAUCAGACGACUGCGACUGCUGCGGUACAAAGGUAGAAGGGGCUUGUUAUAUGGUCUCAGAUCUCCCGUACCACAUGGAGUGCAUUUCUUGCCCUCAGUGCAAGAAAGCUGAUGCGUAUGCCUCGGAGAAUGAUCGGCAAGAGUACGAGCUCGGUAACUGCAAAUUCUGCGGUCGUCUUCGCGAUGAGAACAUCACCUUCCUUGGCACUAGGAGACAGUUCAUAUACCUGCUCUGGGUUGCCUUUGCGAGGUUUUUGCUCGUCAGCAAAAUCGACUGGACCGUAGCACUGAAAGCUGAAAGGUAACCUCCAUUCCGCUUUUCUAGAGUGAAGACCAAUCAGAGCUGAGCACUGCUGACCAAAAUAUAGCAGUUUACCCAAGCAAACCAAUAUGCCUGAGGAAGCCGACAGGAACCGAAUAACUGGGCCCGAUACGUCCAUCAACUCAUGGCUUCUUGAUGAUAUACCGCGUAUUGUUGCCGCGCAUCAAAGUUCUC
Molecule: messenger RNA, 2906 nt
Organism: Mytilinidion resinicola
Lineage: Eukaryota; Fungi; Ascomycota; Dothideomycetes; Mytilinidiales; Mytilinidiaceae
Exons: 5
Coding region: 82-2715 (877 amino acids)
Biological process (GO): actin cytoskeleton organization
Cellular component (GO): cytoplasm
Source: RefSeq, a predicted model, not a curated record